UUGAACCUCAGAAUACAGAAAAAAAAAACUCUUGGCAUUGGGGUAGAAAAGACUUACCUCUGAAAAUAAAACUACUGAAUGGACUAGCUGUAAUAAACAUUUAGUGUAUAGUAUGCAAUUAUAUAUUGAUAGACCUACAUGAAAAACAGGAAAAAUGUGUUGCCUUUCUGCGUUACAACCUUUUGGAAAAAACAAUCAUGUCUAUUCCUGGAUUACACUUAUUAACUGAAAACAAAAAAAUAUAUAUAGAGUCUAUAUAUUAUUGUCCUUUUAUUCUUACAGAUAAUUUCAUGAGCCUCCAAAUAUCGAUAGACAUCUGAAAUAUCAAGUAAUUUCUUACCGGUACCAGCCAAAAUCUCAGCUGUAAAUAAAAGAAAUCUUUUGAAUAUGGAUUCUUCACAUCUGAUCGUAUUUUCAUGGCAACUCAUUUUUGUUUUGAUAACAGGGCUGCCUUCAGCUUCUCUAGAGUAUAUACCCGAGUCUAGCUUAGUAUCAAUAAAAAGGUGCAGUGAUUAUAAUCACGAAAUGCCUGGAUACUUUGCUUGUAAACUAGACAAUUGUAAUCACUGGAUUACAUUUCAGAACUGCCCUGAUGAUCAGGUAUCUACUGGAGAAAUGAAUUUAGCCACACGUAUGAUGUUCUGCAACUCUACUGCAGGACCUGUGUAUACAAGUACAAUAGGGCUGGUUGAAAAAAAAGCUUGUCAAAACUUCAUUGAACAGGGAAGUAUAUUUCGAUGUCAGUAUGCAGAUGAUGAGUGUUGGUUCCCAUUUGAAGUUUGUGAUUCUGGUGAAAAUAAAACCAAAGAAAUGUUAAAUUUUAACACCAAAAUGUGCCAACUAAUGGUAAAACCAACAGACACUCCCAAGAGCUUAACUCAUCCAACUGAUCCACCUAUUUCUUUUGGACAAGAUAAUUACCUCAACCUCCUGUAUGAAUAUAGAGGGUAAUUGUGAAAGAAGUUUCAAUCCUAGGACCAUCAUGUUAUUUAAACUUGUAAAUACUACAAGGCCAGUCGAGGGAAAAAAUCCUGUGAAAUGAUUAUUAUCUCUUUAUACACAAGCUUAAGUUAAGGAAGUCAGUGAGUCAUCACACAAAUUAACUGGUGCUUAUUAUCUGUGUGCAAUGUUUUGGCGCCAGAAGUCAAACUAAAAAAAGCUACGCAUUUUAUAAUUACCAUUUUUGUAAUUAUCUUAAUCUAUAUAUCUAUCACCUUUUAAAAUCAAACUCUUACCAAGUGAAUCAUUAGGCUUGAUUUAAUAUAUUACCAUCACAAGACUCAGUUGUUUAAGGUUCGUGAAGUAAUGGAGAGAUAAAACAACACAUUCAUAGAUACCCCACACAUACAUCUACCAUCCCCUUGACAAUACUCCUGUCCUUCUAGAAGCCCACAAUAUUAAUCCUUAUUUACUGCUCAUCCGUUCCUCUCUAUUGUUAGUGACUUCCUAGCUCCAGGUUCAAGAUACAAAUGACAUAUUUCAGUCUAUUCAUCUCCCACUUCUAAAACAU
Molecule: messenger RNA, 1510 nt
Organism: Biomphalaria glabrata
Lineage: Eukaryota; Metazoa; Mollusca; Gastropoda; Planorbidae
Exons: 4
Coding region: 388-951 (187 amino acids)
Source: RefSeq, a predicted model, not a curated record